This is a messenger RNA of Capsicum annuum, 816 nucleotides long. RefSeq names its product deacetoxyvindoline 4-hydroxylase. The record is from RefSeq and is a predicted model, not a curated record. Lineage: Eukaryota; Viridiplantae; Streptophyta; Magnoliopsida; Solanales; Solanaceae.
GCAACUUGAUGAUAAUUAAAAAAGAUAUAUGUCUCUUUUGAAGAUUGAUUAACAAAAAUGACAAUUGAAUUUAUGGGCACUUGUUGACUUUAACUAACUUAUUUGCUCAAGAAACUUAUCCUUCUUGAAAUAAGAACAAAUAUGUCCAGCACCAAAGAGUCACGAACUGAAUUGCCAACCGAUUAUGAUCGAUUGGAGGAGUUAAAGGCAUUCGAUCAUACAAAAACUGGUGUUAAAGCACUAGUUGAUGAAGGAAUAGUGGAGAUCCCAAGAAUUUUCAUUAGGCCACCUGAUGAACUUGCUGAAGAGUUGAAUCGAGGCGAAUCAACUCUACAGGUUCCCGUGGUGGAUCUUAGUGGCAUAGAAGUUGAAGAUCGACGUAAGGAAGUUGUUGAUGAAAUAAGGGAAGCAUCAGAGAAGUGGGGAUUUUUCCAACUGAUAAAUCAUGGGGUUCCCUCAAGUGUUUUGGAGGGAAUGAUUGAUGGGACUCGUAAAUUUCAUGAACAAGAUGUUGAGUUAAAGAAAGACUACUAUUCACGUGAUCGAAAAAAUAGAAGAGUUAGAUAUGAGACUGAUCUUCAUCUAUACAAUUCAAAGACCGUAAAUUGGAGGGAUACGUUGAACAUUUCUAUGAUAGUUACUGGCCAUAUUGAACCUGAAGAAAUACCGGAAGUUUGCAGGAAAGAAUUUCUUAAGUUCAUGAAUCAUAUCAGAAAACUUGGAGAAACUCUUCUUGACUUACUAUCAGAAGCUCUUGGACUAAAACCAGACCACUUGAAAGCCAUGGAAUGUAUCAAAGGACAAACAUUGGUGUGC